AUGGCAAGAGCCAUGAUUCACGACAACAAUGUGGCACCAAGGUUCUGGGCUAAAGCUAUAAACACUGCUUGUUACAUCAUCAAUCAUGUUUAUGUGAAGCCAAACACUAACACUACUCCUUAUGAAAUUUGGAAAAGGAAAACUCCAAACCUGUGCUACUUCCACACAUUUGGGUGUAUGUGUUACAUUAUGAAUGAUAAAGAUCACCUAGGUAAGUUUGAUGCUAGAAGUGAUGAAGGAUUUUUUCUGGGAUAUGCUACAAACAGUAUGGCCUAUAAAGUAUACAACAAAUGUCUAAAGAGAGUUAAAAAAUCUGUCAAUGUGGUGUUCGGUGAUAGAACCCCUACUCAGGAGUUCCCUGUUGCUCAAGAUGAUGAAGAACCGUUAACUCUUGAUCAAGAAAAGACAGAAAAUGUUCAAGAAGAAGAAAGAAAAGUUACUCAAGGAUCAGCUGCAGAUACAAGGGUAGCACCCUUGCAGAUUCCUAAAAUCACUCAGAAUCAGAUGCCUCCUCAAGUAAAUGUUGUUGGUACUAAGUGGAUCUUCAAGAACAAUAUUGAUGAGGAUGGGAAUGUUACUCGAAAUCAAGCAAGGCUGGCCGCUCAAGGUUAUUCUCAGGUUGAAGGAGUUGAUUUUGAUGAAACCUUUGCUCCUGUAGCACGUCUUGAAAGAAUCCAUUCGUCUACUUCUUGGCAUGGCAUGUCUUCUAAACAUCAAGAUGUUCCAUAUGGAUGUGAAAAGUGUGUUUCUAAAUGCACUAAUCUGAAACUUGUGAAGACGUUUGUCAAAGAAAUGACCAAGGAAUUUGAGAUGAGCAUGGUUGGCGAGAUAAUCUACUUUCUGGGAUUACAAAUCAAACAGAGUGAUCAUGGGAUUCACAUUUCACAAUCAACAUAUGCAAAGAGCUUAAUUCAGAGAUUUGGAAUGCAAAUAAGCAAGUCAGCCAGAACCCCCAUGAUUUCAACAACCAAGCUAUCGAAGAACACCACUGGUCAAAAGGUUGAUGAAAAACUCUACAGAGCUAUGAUUGGCAGUUUACUAUAUCUCACUGCCACUCGACCAGAUUUGUGCUUCAGUGUUGGUGUGUGUGCACGAUACCAAGCUGAUCCAAGGAUGUACCACCUAAACGAUGUCAAGAGGAUCAUCAAAUACGUCAAAAGAACAAUUGAUCGAGGUCUGUAUUACCCUAAGCAAACUACUCAAAAUCUUGCAGGUUUUUGUGACUCCGAUUGGGCAGGCAAUCUUGAUGACAGACGGAGUACAUCUGGAGGAUGCUUCUUUCUUGGGAACAAUCUUAUUGCUUGGCACAGCAAGAAGCAAAGUUGUGUGACUAUGUCUACUACAGAGGCUGAAUACAUUGCCAUGGGGAGCUGCUGCACCCAGCUCAUGUGGAUGAAACAAAUGUUGUAUGAUUAA
Messenger RNA from Camelina sativa (false flax), 1416 nucleotides. Lineage: Eukaryota; Viridiplantae; Streptophyta; Magnoliopsida; Brassicales; Brassicaceae. The record is from RefSeq and is a predicted model, not a curated record.